CUGGACCCUGUCCCUACCCUCCAGCAUAUCUGCCUCUCCCCCCAGCUUAGUGUCAUCUGCGAACGCUAAGGAAAGGGGCCUGUGCCUUGACUAAAGGGGUUGCAGAUAACUGAGGCAUCCCUUCUCAGGCCGGGAGGUGCCCAUCUCCAACGGCUCUGGCUUUGUGGUGUCCCCGGAUGGCCUCAUCGUGACCAAUGCCCACGUGGUGGCGAAUCGGCGGCGGGUGCGGGUGAAGCUGGCUAGCGGAGAGCUCUACGAUGCCGUGGUCCGUCAGGUUGACCAGGUGGCAGAUAUUGCCACCAUCAAAAUCAACCCCAAGGUGUGUGGGGAGCCAGCAACCUCUGCCCACGCUACCUUUGGGCCGCUCCUCAGAGGUGCGUCAAGGUGAGUUUGUUGUGGCUAUGGGCAGCCCUUUUGCUCUGCAGAACACCAUCACCUCCGGCAUCGUCAGCUCUGCCCAGCGUGGCAGCCGGGAGCUGGGCCUGGCCGAUUCCAACAUGGAGUACAUCCAGACUGACGCCGCCAUAGAUUUCGGGAACUCAGGGGGUCCCCUCGUCAACCUGGACGGCGAGGUGAUUGGGGUGAACACAAUGAAGGUGACUUCGGGUAUCUCCUUCGCCAUCCCCUCGGACCGGCUGCGGGAAUUCUUGCAAAAGGAGGAGCAGCGCAAGAGCUCCUGGUUUGGCAGCACGGAGAUGAAGCGCCGCUACAUUGGGGUGAUGAUGCUAACGCUGACCCCCAGUAUCCUGGCUGAGCUGAAGCUGCGAGACUCCAGCUUCCCUGAUGUCUCGUACGGGGUCCUGAUCCACAAGGUGAUCAUUGGAUCCCCAGCCCAUCAGGCAGGCCUGAAGGCGGGUGACGUUGUGAAGGAGAUCAAUGGGCAGGCGGUGCGGCGUGCCGAGGACAUCUACGAGGCCGUGCGGACGCAGAACAGCCUGGCUCUGCUGGUGCGCCGUGGCCAUGACACGCUGCUGGUGAACGUCAGCCCUGAGGUCACAGAGUAGAGAGCUGCCCAGCUGGCAGGGGUGCCAUGGACUUGGCUUGAAGCACACGAGCCAAGCCCGAGGCUCAGGGUGACAGGCAGGAGGCCCUGUGCUGCCACAAGAGACUCAGGGCCUUUGCAAGAGCCUGAAAUGCCCCAGCCAGCGGGGCUGGUCCUGGAACUGGCGCAUUGGGGAGUGGCUGCUGUCUGCUUCCUUCAUCCCCAUUAAACCUCUCGUGGGGAACCGUCGGCCAUGGCCCUUGCUUCCCUCCUGAAGCUGAGGGAGUCGGCAUCCAGCGACAGCUAGGCAGGGCCACUCCUAGGCUGGGCAGCCCCCCGCCUGUGCAGGCUGGGGGCUCUCCUCUUGCAGUCAGUCAGAGCCAGACCGGGGCAGGUGACGGAGCUUUGCCCAGGGCAUCGUGGAGACGCAGCCCCCCCAGCAGCUCCAGCCUUGCACUGAGAAGGGCAGGCUAGGCUCUGGCCCCCCUCGGGGAUCACGGUGGGGUUUGUGGUCUGACUCCUGCUCACCCUCACAGCAUCUCCCUUCUGGGCUGCGGGGCUGGGGUCUGCCCCAGCACUGCCUGCAGCUGUUCCUGUUUCUGUGGGGACCGGGGGGAGUUCAUGCUCUGGGAUUGGCAGGCAGCGUUCUGCUCCAAUCACUUCCAGUCACUGCAUGAGCUCCAGGCCCCGGGGAGAGGGGCUGCGGUACUGGGUCUGAACCCAGCCCUGGCCUCUGCCAGGAGGGGGCGUGUGUGUCAGUCCUAGCCAGCAUCUUCCCCUGGGCCUAGGCCUGUCCCUCAGAGCCUCAUGCCCAGCUGCCUGAGCACUGGGCUCGGGAGUGCUCCCUUCCUGGCUCCUCACCCAGGGAGACCUGCCCUGCCACUCCCUGGGCAGGCUGCUGCCUCCCCAGGGCCGGCAGGGAGGGUGAUGCAGGCACUGCUGUGGCAGUGAGGGACUGGCCCCCUGGCCGUGCUCCCUUUAGCUAUGGGGCUGAGACUCCCUGCCUGCCCUAGUGAUGCCGCAGGGUUGCCUUGAUCUGAAUUCACUGGCUGGGGCGCAGGGGCCUGCUUGCCUCUCACUGCCCUGCUGUUGCUGAGCCAGGGGCUGGCUGGGCUGUUUGUUCCCUUCCCUGGGCCCUGCAUUCUGGGAACCAGCAGCUCCAUGCUGUCCCCCAAUUCCUGGAAUUCCCUGUGGCAGGGAAAUGCUGGUGGGAGAGUGCUGCUGCCAGCAGGAGCACAGCUGUAUGGCUGAGCCCUGGCUGUUUUAAUGUAUGAAAGGAGCUCAGUGCUGGGUGGGGAGGCAGCUCUGAACUACGGCUUCCCUCCCAGCCGGAGGGAAAACAGCCCAGCAUAGAGGCCUCCUUUCACAGCUGGCCCUGGCCCCUCCAGUGGAAUUUGUUCUGCACCAAGCCCCAGCUCGGGAGGAGGGGCGUGCGCUUGCAAUGGAAAGAGCUGUGUGGCAGCCAUGCCUGAGCUCUUUCCAGAGCCGGGAACCAGCACCUGCCCCCUCCCGGGCAGCUCCCCAUGUUGCCCUCACCUCUCCUGCAGGGCUGAUCUCUGCUAGUCCGGCCUGGCUUCUCCCUCAGUGGUGGCACCUGGGCUACCCCCCUCGGGCCCUGCCCUCCUAGCCCAACCCACUUGCCUCUGAUUCCUCCUGCCCCUGAGCUGGCACCUGCUGCUGCUUCUCAGGCUCCCUGCCCCGAUUGAGCCCCAUUGGGACAAGAGUGCCUCGUCCGGGGUGGAGGCUGCUGGUCCAUGCACAUCUGAGGCCCUGCCCAGGCGGCUGC
Molecule: messenger RNA, 2768 nt
Organism: Mauremys reevesii (Reeves's turtle)
Lineage: Eukaryota; Metazoa; Chordata; Testudines; Geoemydidae
Gene: HTRA2
Product: HtrA serine peptidase 2
Exons: 8
Coding region: 258-1004 (248 amino acids)
Biological process (GO): proteolysis; programmed cell death; positive regulation of apoptotic process
Cellular component (GO): mitochondrion
Molecular function (GO): serine-type endopeptidase activity; protein binding
Source: RefSeq, a predicted model, not a curated record